Messenger RNA from Tripterygium wilfordii, 2603 nucleotides. RefSeq names its product transcription factor BHLH42-like. The transcript has 8 exons. Bases 301 to 2394 code for a protein of 697 amino acids. Gene Ontology annotation, molecular function: protein dimerization activity. Lineage: Eukaryota; Viridiplantae; Streptophyta; Magnoliopsida; Celastrales; Celastraceae. The record is from RefSeq and is a predicted model, not a curated record.
CUUACAAAAAGUACUGAGCAAGUAUCUCCCUCAAAGUCAUCUACCUUUCUUAAUAUUUCUCUCUCUCUCUCUCUCUCUAUCUUCCUCUCUCAUCAAAGUUUCCUUCACCACCUGACAUGGGAUUAAAAGGGGGGUUUGAUUGUCAGCUGAGAUGAUCACUCUCUCCUUUCUGUCUAUUUACUCUUCUUAGAAACUCUGCAUUCAAUUUUUUUUUUCUUUUUUCCUUUGAACUUUCACUCUCAAAAUCUUCAAAUCUGGCCGGACUUGAUUCAUCUGAAGAAGCACUCAGAGCUUGUGGUGAUGGCUGCGCCGCCCAAUAACAAGCUGCAAAAUAUGUUGCAGGCGGCGGUGCAAUCCGUUCAAUGGACUUACAGUCUCUACUGGCAAAUUUGUCCACAAGAAGGGAAAUUAGUGUGGAGUGAAGGGUACUACAAUGGAGCAAUCAAGACCAGAAAAACAGUACAACCGAUGGAGGUUAGUGCGGAGGAGGCAUCCUUACAAAGAAGCCAACAACUAAGAGAACUCUACGAAUCAUUAUCCGCAGGAGAGACCAACCAGCCAGUGCGUCGUCCUUGCGCCUCCUUGUCACCGGAGGACUUGACGGAGUCCGAGUGGUUUUACUUGAUGUGUGUCUCAUUCUCAUUUCCCCCCGGCGUAGGGUUACCAGGGAAGGCAUAUGCAAGGAGGCAGCAUGUAUGGCUUACUGGAGCAAACGAGGUCGACAGCAAAACAUUUUCAAGAGCUAUUCUUGCUAAGGGCGCUCAAAUACAGACUGUGGUAUGCAUUCCUCUUCUUGAGGGUAUUAUCGAACUCGGCUUCACAGAUAAGGUUAAAGAAGACCUUGCAUUUGUCCAACAUAUCAAAACCUUCUUCAAUGACCAAAACACCCAGCACCACCUUCCACCCCCACCCAAACCAGCCCUCUCCGGACACUCCACCUCCAAUCCUCCUUCAUCCAACCACCUUCGAGGUUUCCACUCUCCUCCACUCCCCGCCACCUACGCCGCCACUGAUCCUCCUGUAAUCUCCAAUCAAGUGGAGGAUGAAGAGGAAGAUGAUGACGAAGAUGAAGAAGAGGAGGAGGAGGAGGAGGAGGAGGAGUUGGAUUCUGAAACCCAAAUGGCACGCAAUAGCAUCGCGGUGCCAGCUCAGAACGGUGACGCUGUAGCCGAGCCGAGUGAGCUGAUGCAGCUGGAAAUGUCGGAGGAUAUACGGCUCGGCUCGCCUGAUGAUGCUUCCAAUAAUCUGGACUCCGAUCUCAACUUGCUGGGAGGGAAUAUCAAUGCGGUGGAUCAGCAAGGGCUAGCUGACUCGUUUAGGGCUGAGUUGACUCGACGGUGGCAGGUGAUGCAGGGCCCGUUGAGUAGUAGCCUUCAACUACCACCCAAUUCAGGUACAAACUCUGGUCCCACUUCGCUAAAAGAUCCAGAGAUUGCAGAAGACAAGCACUACUCCCAAACGGUCUCCACCAUCAUCGAAAGCCAACAAACACGAUGGGCCGAGUCAUGCUCCACGGCCUACUUGCCUUACUCUACCCAAUCAGCUUUUGCCAAGUGGACUACCCGAUCUGACCACCACCACCUCCUCCACGUCCCCGUGGAUGGCACCUCCCAGUGGCUACUCAAGUACAUUCUCUUCAGCGUACCUUAUCUGCACACCAAAUACCGCGACGAGAACUCUCCAAAAUCACGCGACGGAGACUCCACGCGCUUCCGUAGAGGAACGCCGCAGGACGAGCUCAGCGCCAACCACGUCCUCGCCGAGCGCCGCCGCCGCGAGAAGCUCAAUGAGAGAUUCAUCAUAUUGAGGUCACUCGUCCCGUUCGUGACCAAAAUGGACAAGGCCUCCAUUUUGGGGGACACAAUCGAGUACGUGAAGCAAUUGCGGAAUAAGGUUCAAGAUCUCGAGGCGCGUAACCGUCAGACGGAGACUGAUCCACGGUCAAGAUCGGCGGAGCCAGGACUGCAGAGGAGCAGUGAUUUGAGUUUGAAUGAGCAAAGAAGCGGAGUAACGGUUGUGGAACGGGCCAGGGUGGGCCUUGGGCCUGGGUCAGAUAAGAGGAAAUUGAGAAUUGUGGAGGGGAGUGAUGGCGCUGCUAAGCCCAAGACGGUGGAGCCGCCGGUAAUUGAGGCGGGGACAUCCGUGGAGGUUUCUAUUAUAGAGAGCGACGCAUUGUUGGAGCUGCAAUGUGCGCACAGGGAAGGAUUGUUGCUUGAUAUAAUGCAAUUGUUGAGGGAGCUCCGGAUUGAGACCACAGCAGUCCAGUCUUCUUCCAUUAAUGGUGUUUUUGUUGCAGAAUUAAGGGCCAAGGUGAAGGAGAGUAUUGUAAAUGGGAAGAAGAUUAGCAUUACAGAGGUGAAGAGGGCAGUUAAUCAAAUAAUAGCAGAAUCAUGAUGACAAAGCAUUUACAGUAUAGAAAUAAAUCUAAGUAGAAGUUAAUACUACCUUAUACCUGACUUAGUCUCCGAUUUUGGGUAGCUCUUUGUACAGAUUAAUUAGUAGUGACAUUUAUCAGAAAAUAAUAGCUGUUAAGAAAGUCCUGCCCUAACUAAAAUGGCUCCUUUGAUUCCUGUUCCCUUUGAUUUGAUGACUAAAAUGGCCGA